UUAUGUUUUUUUCCAAUUAAAAUAUUGCAUGGCGCCUAGAACAACUAACGAAGCAGUCUAGUUUCUGAGCAAACUCAUUCAAAACUUUUACCAUGUUGAAUAAAAUGUUGUAUAACACUGUUUUAUCUCAGACUUUAUCGCCGUGUGGUAAAUAUUUAGUGGCCGGCAAUACUUAUGGAGAUCUUGCUGUAUUUGACCUAGAUCGUAUUUUAAAUCCAGUACUAGAAUUAUUAUCUGUUGAAUACAACAAACCAAAACAUAUACAUUCUAUAGAUUCAAAAAAACAGAUUUGUAGUCUAGUUUCAACGGAAAAAUUCCUUAUAAUUGGUACCGUUAAUGAAAUAUGCGGAUGGGACUGGAAGGCUGUUGUUUCUGUUAAAUUAUUAAAACCUGUAUGGAGCAUAAAGAUUCCUUCCCAAACUUUUUUGGACUACAACGAUGUGAACUGCAUGUGGCUAUCUCAAGACAGUGAGAAGCUGUAUGCUGGUUGUGGAGACAAUAAUGUGUAUGUGUUUAAUUUGGAAGAUGGGAGCCUUAUUUCAACUUAUAAGGGGCAUAAUAAUUUUAUUCAUUCUAUUCAUGGAAAAAACCAACAGAUUAUUUCAGCAGGCGAAGAUGGUUUGGUUAUGCUUUGGGAUACUAGAAGUGGAAAAUCACACAAUAAAUUGGAACCGCACACUAAUAAUAAGGUCAGUAGACCUGAUAUUGGCAAGUGGAUUGGCUCAGCAGCUCUUGGAGAUGACUGGAUUGUAUGCGGUGGUGGACCUCGAUUGUCUCUGUGGCACCUUCGUUCAUUAGAUGCAGUGACAGUCUUUGACAUUCCAGACAAUGGGAUUCAUGUGUCAUUCUUUCAUGAUGACUGUGUGUUUGCCGGUGGUACUUCUAAACAUUUUUACCAAAUGAGCUACUCGGGUGAGGUGAGAGUAGAACUACCAGUGUCUGCCACGACCAUAUACAGUGCGGUACUAAGAACUGAAUACAGCACCCUGUUAAGUUUAGCCGGUUCCAGUCCAGAAAUAGAUUUGUGCACAUCUCUUAAUUACAAAGAUCAAGUUUUACAUUUUCGAUAGUUAUAAGUAUACUUAGGUGGAAAAAAUUAAAUGAAAUGAAAUCGA
Molecule: messenger RNA, 1115 nt
Organism: Bombyx mandarina (wild silkworm)
Lineage: Eukaryota; Metazoa; Arthropoda; Insecta; Lepidoptera; Bombycidae
Gene: thoc6
Product: THO complex subunit 6
Biological process (GO): mRNA export from nucleus
Cellular component (GO): THO complex; transcription export complex
Molecular function (GO): protein binding
Source: RefSeq, a predicted model, not a curated record